Messenger RNA from Physella acuta, 2134 nucleotides. Its product is annotated as protein canopy 4. NCBI's taxonomy places the organism in Eukaryota, Metazoa, Mollusca, Gastropoda, Physidae. The record is from RefSeq and is a predicted model, not a curated record.
AAAUCCCGUAACUAGCUUUCAGUUUUAGCAAAUCUACUUCCCAUUUCAUUUUUCUUCCGACUGCAGGUAGGCUGAAAACUGUCAGCACUAACUUGUGCUGCCAACAUGUUCAAGGAAUACAAUGCGAUUGUAGCUUUGCCUAUUAUUUUACUGUUUCUUUACGGGACGCCUCGGUGUUGCCAUGGAACAGAAGCAAAUGAGCCAGAAUCUCACGAAGACCCCCACAGAAAUCCGUCAUUAUGUGAAGUUUGCAAGUACUUGGCAACUGAGUUAAGAGGUAGAUUAGAUGAGACUGGAAAGACCAACGAAGUAAUUGAAACAGGUUAUGGCCUAGAUGUAAAAAAGAAAAAGAAACAGUACAGAAAAUCUGAACUACGUCUGAUUGAAGCUGUUAAUGACCCUCAUGUUUGUGAAAAAAUAUUAGAAUAUAAUGUGCAUGCAGAGAGAAAAGGCAGCCUUCGAUUUGCUAAAGGCAGAAGUCAGACCAUGACAGCUCUGCACAACUUGAAGGAUAAAGGUGUUAAAGUUGAACUGGGAAUACCAUAUGAGCUGUGGGAUACACCAUCUGCUGGGGUGACAGAGAUGCAGAGAAAGUGCUUUCAAAUAGUUGAAGAUUUUGAAGAGACAAUAGAAGACUGGUAUUGGAACCAUCAAGAUAAAGAUCUUACAAAAUUUCUUUGUAAGGAUAAAGUUCUUAAAAAGGAUGAUCUAGAAUGCUUAAAAGAGGAGUGGAAAGGAGAAGUUAAAAAAAAGACUAAACCUAAAGAUAAGAAUAAGCAAAAGGGAGAUGUUGGUGAACAGCCUAUGGCAGACUCUGGUGAACAUCAGGUUUCAGAAACUGGAGAACAGCAAAUGUCAGAAACCAAUGAACAGCAAAUAUCAGAAACCAAUGAACAGCAUAUACCAGAAACUGGUGAACGGAAGAUGCCAACAGUUGAAAAAACUGAACUUUAACCAGGGUUGUAACAGUAUUAUUUCAAUACUUCAUUAUGGUUACAAAAUCAAUGUUAAGGGAAAUUCCAUAUCUCACUCAUCCACUUGUAUUGAUUAAAAAUGAACAGAUUUUGUACAUUUUAUCAUGAACCAUAAUCACUGGCAUAGGCAUGGACCCCUAAAUAAUUGGUCUCUUACAUUAACUUAUAGUUGUUGUCACAUGUGUUGCUUUCAAUGCUCUCAGUUUCAACAUUUUGCAUACCAUAAAUCCACAAUUUUACAUUGUAAUAAUUGUUCAGGAGUUUUAAAAAAAAACAACUGGUGAAUAGCUCCCAUGGGUGUUUUCUUUGCAGAUUUUAAACCCCAUAACCUAAAUCUUACCUAUGCCAUUGACCAAAGAAACUUUUUAUGCAUUUUUGUCAAAAAUUCAAAAUAAUACUUAAAUCAUCUGGUAUGUAUAUUAUUAAUCUUGUGUGGAAUUUUAGUUCUGCAGAACAUAAUUCAAAAGUACUUUGACAAUAAUUCAGACUGAAAAUAUAUCAAUAGUUAUGUUUUUUUUUCAAAUCAUGUGCUCUUAAUUAAUAUGAAUUGAUUGUUUUUUUUAUUGUCUGUGUUAUGUAAUCUGUAAUUGGCUUGGCUUCUCAUACUCCAGAAUUCUCUAAUCGUUGGUAUAAUGAGUGUACCAAUGCUCGUUGUAAUAAGUGCCUACAUAUGUAUUUUUAAGGCAGAUCUUGUAGCUAAUUUGAAUACAAAUCACUACUUUUGUUCAAAUUAAGGUGGGAAAGAUAGCCAGAACAGCAUUAAUUGAAUCUAUGUUAAAAUGGUGUGCCUGUUAAAAAUCUGAAAUGUGUUUCUAAAUGCUGGCACCUAAAUUUUGGUGAAAAUAAGGCAUAACUUUUAUUGUAUUUAUAUGUUUGUGAAAAUUGCUAGGCAAUGUGAUAUUAAGUGCAUACGUCUACAUUAUUGUGUGAAUCUUGAUGCUGAAGUUAUUUAUAAAGUUAUAUUUUUUGUUUUUCAUCAGAAUUGUAUUCUUACACUGCCAAUAAUAAUAGAAGUUGUAUUACAAUUUCAAUUGAUGAUAAUCAAAAAUGUUUUGAAUUCCUUCCAUAAACUGAAGUAUUUUGUUGUCUUAUUUUUAUGUUGGCUUUGACAAUCCUUCUUGAUCUCUCAGCUUUUCAAAUUACAUUGAGUAUUUUUGUAA